This is a messenger RNA of Carassius carassius (crucian carp), 1650 nucleotides long. RefSeq names its product jnk1/mapk8 associated membrane protein (gene jkamp). Gene Ontology annotation, molecular function: ubiquitin protein ligase binding. Gene Ontology annotation, biological process: response to unfolded protein. The coding region runs from base 155 to 1078 and encodes 307 amino acids. The transcript has 7 exons. Gene Ontology annotation, cellular component: membrane. The record is from RefSeq and is a predicted model, not a curated record. NCBI's taxonomy places the organism in Eukaryota, Metazoa, Chordata, Actinopteri, Cypriniformes, Cyprinidae.
UCAAUUUUAGCAACACGUUCCACAUCACACGAAGAAGAAGAAGGCGUUUAUUCUAUAUUCUUCCGGUUUCUGUUACGUCUUUUUGAACAUACAGCUUGAAAUCAGCUAAAUCAGAAAACUGAGCGAUUGAAUAUUUUUUAAUGCUGCAUAUGACAUGGCUGUAGCGAUGAGCUCCACCUGUCCUGGGCUGUACUGCGGGAGGACCCUCAUAAAUGACUCUGCUGAAGGAGAAUGUGGGGUUUGUCCUCGUGGUCAGAGAACUAACUAUCAAAAGAUAUGUGAGGAGUGCAGCGGUUCUCCAGAGCUGUAUGACUGGCUGUACCUGGGCUUCAUGGCGAUGCUGCCUCUGGUCCUGCACUGGUUCUUUAUUGAGUGGUAUUCUGGGAAGAAAAGUUCUAGUGCCCUUUUCCAGCAUAUUACUGCUCUGUUUGAGUGCACGGCUGCUGCCAUAGUGACUCUGCUUCUCAGCGAUCCUGUCGGCUCCCUGUAUAUUCGUUCCUGUAAGGUUAAGAUGCUUUCUGACUGGUACACCAUGUUGUACAACCCCAGUCCCGACUACGUCACCACUCUGCACUGCACGCAGGAGGCUGUGUUCCCUCUGUACACCAUCGUGUUGAUCUACUACGCAUUCUGUCUGGUUCUUAUGAUGCUUCUGCGGCCACUUCUGGUUAAAAAGAUUGCGUGUGGUUUAGGCAAGACUGAUCGUUUCAGGAGCAUCUACGCAGCGCUGUACUUCUUCCCCAUCCUCACUGUCCUGCAGGCCGUUGGAGGAGGACUUCUUUAUUAUGCAUUUCCAUAUAUUAUUUUGGUCUUAUCUUUGGUCACGUUGGCAGUUUACAUGUCAGCUUCGGAGAUACAGUCUUUCAAAAACCUUGUGGCUAAGAAGAAACGCCUCGUGGUUCUCUUCAGCCAUUGGCUCCUCCAUGCAUAUGGUAUCAUUUCCAUAUCCCGACUGGAUAAACUGGGGCAGGAUUUGCCGUUGUUGGCUCUGGUGCCUGGACCCGCUCUCUUCUACCUGCUGACGGCCAGGUUCACAGAGCCAAACAGAAUUCUGUCAGAGGGUGGGAAUGGACACUGAUGUCACUUCCUGUGUAGGAGAUUCACCUCCCUCAGAGUAAUGUUAGAGACGUUUAAUUUAAUAAAACCUUUGGCACGGACACCAAAGAGCCAUAGUCACUGCUCAUGAUACAGUAUGUUGCUAGUAUGUAUUUUUUGUGUGUUAAAUAUAAAACAGCUGGUCUGUGAAUUUCCUGAGAGUCCUGAAGUAAUGUUAGCCAUUUUCAUAUGACAAACUUUGUUGUGCCAAAAAUAAUUGUAUGUAUUAAAAGCUUAUAAAAGGUAUGUUGUGACAAAUUUGCAUGUGGCAUUAUAUGAUUGUUUUGCUGCUAAAUAUGUGAAUCUGCAUACACACUGUAUUGAGAAUAAUUAUGUAGUUUCCAGUGUUCUCAGACACUCAUCCUCACAACUUGAUUAAAGAUGUCUCUUAUUAAGGAUGGAUAUUUAUACGUUCUACAGAGAAGUGUGGAAUGAUUAGAGAUAAUGUUUUACAGGUUUAUUCAGCAUGUAGUAGUAUAUGUUAUGCAUGUUAUACAAAAUUAAUGUUUGUCAGCUGCAUUUGACUUGUUGAAUAAAUUGUGAAAGAUUUUUGCA